Messenger RNA from Arabidopsis thaliana (thale cress), 1860 nucleotides. RefSeq names its product NAD(P)H-quinone oxidoreductase subunit, putative (DUF581). Lineage: Eukaryota; Viridiplantae; Streptophyta; Magnoliopsida; Brassicales; Brassicaceae. The coding region runs from base 633 to 1436 and encodes 267 amino acids. The record is from RefSeq and is marked reviewed. The transcript has 3 exons.
CCUAAAAUCAAUAAUAAUUUAUACAAUAAAACGAAUUUAGGAAGUUUCACUGGUGAAGUGGUUUUCUUCACCCACUGAUUUCUAUUGUAAAUCUCUCUCCCUCUAUAUAUGUGAUUCAUAUAAGUAUUAUUAUUUGAUAGAGAAGCUAAGUGUGUGUCUCUUUAGUGCUCUCUGUUUUCUUCUGCUUAUGAAAAAACUUCAUGGCGAAUUUUGAGGAUAUGGAAGAGAAUCAGUGGGGAUGUUUUGUUUUCUUUUCUCUUUCUCAGUUCAUCGAAACUAUAACCCACUAAACAUACAAAACCAAAUUAUUUAUAAAAAGCAAAAGCAAACAAAAACAAAUAAACGGAUCAAUUUCUUUCUUUUGUUUGUUUCUUCUUCUUUUCUCCAAUCUCUAGUGUAACGUUUCAUGUCACUUGAUAAAUAAAAUAUUUUAGGAAGAAAGUGCGAGAAACUCGGGAGUUAUACAAAAAAAUAACAUUUUUGUAGAAAAAAAGCUCUCGUCUUUUCAGUUACUUUUCUCUUUUGUCACACUUUCAUAUUUUUUUCUCUAAUCAUGGAGGCAACAGAAUUGCAUUAGCUUCAUUUUCUCUCAUACUUCCACAACCUGUAACUUUCUGAUCUUCCAGUGAAUUAUGCUAAAGAAGAGAUCAAGAAGCAAGCAAGCUUUAAUGGCGGAAACAAACCAGAGUCAGAAUCAGAAACAGAGUAAAACGACGCCGUUUCCGAGGCUCUUCACAGCUUUUAGUAGCUUUAAAAGCUUCACUGAAAACGACGCCGUCGCGAGUCCAACUUCAAUUCUCGACACCAAACCUUUCUCUGUUUUGAAAAACCCAUUUGGAUCCGAUAACCCGAAAACCCAAGAACCCGAAACCCGUCUCAAACUCGAACCCAAAAGAAUCGGACUCGCCAUUGUCGAUUCUCUAAUCCAAGACGAAACACCCGAACCCGGACCGAGAUCCGGGACAAUUCUAUUCGGGUCUCAGCUUCGGAUCCGGGUCCCGGAUUCUCCGAUUUCCUCGUCGGAUUUCGGGAUCAAAACGAGGAAUUCUCAACCGGAGACGAAGAAACCGGGUUCCGAGUCGGGUCUUGGGUCUCCCAGAAUCAUCUCCGGCUAUUUCCCGGCGAGCGAUAUGGAGUUAUCGGAGGAUUACACAUGCGUGACGUGUCACGGGCCUAACCCGAGAACCAUUCAUAUAUUCGAUAACUGUAUCGUUGAGAGCCAACCCGGCGUCGUUUUCUUCCGGAGCUCCGACCCGGUUAAUGAAUCGGAUUCGGAUUAUUCCCCACCCGACAGUUUUCUCAGUUGUUGCUGUAACUGUAAGAAGAGUCUUGGGCCUCGUGAUGACAUUUUCAUGUACAGGGGAGAUAGAGCUUUCUGUAGCAGUGAAUGCAGGUCCAUAGAGAUGAUGAUGUCAGAGGAAAAUGAUACUAAAUGAAAUAAGUUUUUAUUUGAGCUAUAUAUAAAAAAAAAGUUAUGAUAAUGACUAUGAUUAAUAAAACGUUAGAUAUGGUGAAUUUUGUUUAGUUGCUUUUGUUUUGGUUUGGAGAAGAGUUUGGUAUCGGUAUCUAUGUGUAUUAUGUGUCUACAUGCAUAAUCAUAUAUACAUGUUUUACUUUAAUGGUUACUUUUAAUCUUUAAUAAACAGUAGAGAUCACAAUAACUCAAUUCCAUUUGCGGUGUCAAGACAGAAAACUAAAACACGAGCAUCAAAAUUCAAGAAGGAGAAGACACAUAAUUCUUAGUUUCGUGUUUUGAUACUCGGACAUGUAAAUUAGUCUAUUUCUCGUCUUCAAUGUUUGAAAUCGUGAUUUGAAAAUCUCCUUAGAUUACUAACUAGUCACCGAGCUAUAGAUGCAUGU